AGGCUUGAGGCCGCGGAGCCUGGAAGGCUAGAUGUUGCCCAGCGGAGUGCUUCGCCUAUGGCGCUAACGAAGGAUGGCAUCCCGCCGGAAUGAUGUGAUAUGAUGGAACAAAAGCUUUUCUUUUCACUUCGCGAGAGUCAUUGCUCCUCCCUUUGGUCCCAUCGUCUGUUCAUCGAACAGUGUGAGCAGCAAGCAUGUCCAGUCAAGAAGAGAAGGGCGCGGAGACGAGCACUUUGCCACCCGACGCUCCGGCGUCUGGCGCAAGCUCGAUGAUGGAUAAGGAUGUCGCGAUUAAGCUUGUGGGCGAGCAUGCGCAGGACAUUGAUCCGGAGGUUGAAGCGAGGGUGCUGGGGAAGAUUGACUGGUUUUUGAUUCCGGCGAUGAUCGUUGGUUAUGGACUGGUGUACUACGACAAAGCGAUUCUGGGCUCCGCUGUGCUCUUCGGCAUGACCAAGGAUCUCUCCUUGAGUAUUGUCGAUACAUCGACCACGCCCUCGACGACCAACACCUCACGCCUCAGCUGGGCAACCUCCAUGUUCUACUUCGGCAUGCUAGCCGGCCUUUACCCAAUGACCUUCGCCUUGCAGCGCUUCAACCUCGGCCGCAUCCUCGGCGGCGUAGUCGUCUUCUGGUCGCUCAUCUGUAUGCUGACUGCCGCCGUAACUUCAUGGCAAGGUCUAUAUGCGCAGCGCUUCUUCCUGGGCUUCGUGGAGAGCAUUAUCCCCACGGGGUUCAUGUGCAUUGUUAGCGGGUACUAUACGCAGGAGGAGCAGGCGCUGAGGCAAAGCUGGUGGUUCUCGUCAACAGGGCUGUUUACGAUUAUCGGGGCCGCGCUGAACUACGGAUUUGCGCAGAUUACGAGUGGGGAGCUGAAGAGGUGGCAGUACAUUUACAUCCUCGCAGGGUGCCUGACGUUUUUGUUUGGCAUCUGGUGCUUCUUCAUUCCGAAUUCGCCGGUUUCCGCGGGCUUUCUCACACCGAGCGAACGCGUUGUGGCUGUUGAGCGCUUAAGGAAGGGCCAGACGGGGGUGAGGUGCCAGAAGAUCAAGAUGGCGCAGCUUAAAGAAGCCUUCCUGGAUAUCAAGCUGUGGCUCGUCUUCAUCAUGAUGGGUUCGGCGUACACGGUCAACGGCGCGGUCUCCGGCUUCGGUCCCCUGAUCGUAAGCACCUUCGGCUGGUCGUCUCUCGAAUCCAUCCUCCUACAAUUCCCACUCGGCGGCAUCUGCCUCAUCGCAAUCCUUGCAUGCGGUUGGGCGUCUUCCCGCAUACCUAAUAUCCGCAUAUUCCUGCUCAUUCUGAACUGCCUGCCCGUCAUCGCCGGCUGCGCAAUGAUCUGGAAGUCCGACUGGACGUACCAUGCGCCUACGCCGGUUGCGGGGUACAGCAUCAUCGGGACGUUCGGCGCGGUGGUGAGCCUGACGAUUGUUAUUGGAAUGAGUAAUGUGGCCGGCGCGACGAAGAAGAGUUGUAUGGCGGCGGCGAUCUUCGUGGCUUAUUGUGUAGGGAAUAUUGUUGGGCCGCAGUUGAUUAAGAGUCAGACGAAGAAGCAGCAUUAUCCUGAGCUGUGGACGGGGUUGAUUAUAUGUUAUUGCGUCACCAUCGCGGCUUCCGCUACUCUGUAUAUCGUACUUUGGAGAGAGAAUAAGAGGAGGGAAGCGCACCCCGUGAAUGAGGAGGAGAGGGAUAGGCUGGCUUUCAUGGACCUGACAGACAAGGAGAACCCAUACUUCCGGUACGUUUUGUAGGAAGCAAGCGGUGGAGUCGCCGGCUUUUACAGUGUAGCAAUCAAAGCAAAUCGUACUCCGCACCUUGCUUCGCAGUGAGGCCAGCAGAAUGAGCGGCCUAGUGCAGUUGAGGCGUCCCGUCGGCACACGGCACGAUUCGUCCCUCCCCGAAAGUGGCGUCGUAACCACCAAGAUGCUUGCGUGUCUGCAGGGAUGCAAAAGUGCCUUGGCGCCUGUUAGGAGAGGGGGGAAAACGGAGUUCUGAAGAGCCUGAGGACUUGCUGAGCCAGGAAAGCAGUGGACAGAAAUGAGUGUACAUGAGAAAGUUAAGGCAUUUGAUACCACAAAGUACC
Messenger RNA from Trematosphaeria pertusa, 2077 nucleotides. Its product is annotated as allantoate transport protein. The coding region runs from base 195 to 1745 and encodes 516 amino acids. Gene Ontology annotation, cellular component: membrane. The transcript is spliced from 3 exons. NCBI's taxonomy places the organism in Eukaryota, Fungi, Ascomycota, Dothideomycetes, Pleosporales, Trematosphaeriaceae. Gene Ontology annotation, biological process: transmembrane transport. Gene Ontology annotation, molecular function: transmembrane transporter activity. The record is from RefSeq and is a predicted model, not a curated record.